Messenger RNA from Melospiza georgiana, 11164 nucleotides. RefSeq names its product calcium voltage-gated channel subunit alpha1 G (gene CACNA1G). The coding region runs from base 118 to 7491 and encodes 2457 amino acids. The record is from RefSeq and is a predicted model, not a curated record. Gene Ontology annotation, biological process: calcium ion import; positive regulation of calcium ion-dependent exocytosis; neuronal action potential. Lineage: Eukaryota; Metazoa; Chordata; Aves; Passeriformes; Passerellidae. Gene Ontology annotation, cellular component: voltage-gated sodium channel complex; neuron projection; voltage-gated calcium channel complex. The transcript is spliced from 40 exons. Gene Ontology annotation, molecular function: low voltage-gated calcium channel activity; voltage-gated sodium channel activity.
CUGAAGCCGCCCCGCCGCAUCCCCCAGCCCCCCUAGCCCGCCAUGGCCGCGCCGCUCUAGGCGUCCCACCGGCUCGCCCCGCGUCGCCCCGGUUCCCCCGGGGCCGCCGGCCGGAGGAUGGACGAAGAUGGACCGCGAGCGGCCGAGGAGGAUCCGGAGCCGGGCAGAGCCAAGACUUUCAUCCGCCUUAAUGACCUGUCCGGGGCCGGGGGCCAGCCGGGGCCGGGGGACAGGGAGGCGGGCAGCGGCGAUUCGGAGGCAGAGGCGCUGCCCUACCCGGCGCUGGCUCCCGUCGUCUUUUUCUACCUGAGCCAGGAGAGCCGGCCGCGGAGCUGGUGCCUCCGGUUGGUGUGUAACCCAUGGUUUGAGAGGGUCAGCAUGCUGGUGAUUCUGCUCAACUGUGUGACGCUGGGCAUGUUCCACCCCUGCGAGGACAUCGCCUGCGACUCGCCGCGCUGCAGGAUCCUCCAGAGCUUUGAUGACUUCAUCUUUGCCUUCUUUGCCGUGGAAAUGAUCGUCAAAAUGAUUGCACUGGGGAUUUUUGGGAAGAAAUGCUACCUGGGAGACACAUGGAACCGCCUGGACUUCUUCAUCGUCAUUGCAGGGAUGCUGGAGUAUUCCCUGGACCUGCAGAAUGUCAGCUUCUCAGCCGUGCGCACCGUCCGAGUCCUGCGGCCGCUCAGGGCCAUUAACAGGGUCCCCAGUAUGCGCAUCCUGGUGACGCUGCUUUUGGACACGCUGCCCAUGCUGGGGAACGUCCUCCUCCUCUGCUUCUUCGUCUUCUUCAUCUUCGGCAUUGUGGGAGUCCAGCUGUGGGCAGGUUUGCUCAGGAACCGCUGCUUCCUCCCUGAGAACUUCAGCAUCCCCUACACGGUUGAUUUGGAACGGUACUACCAGACAGAGAACGAAGAUGAGAAUCCCUUCAUCUGCUCCCAGCCCCGGGAGAACGGGAUGCGCUACUGUCGGAGUAUCCCAACGCGGAGGGAAGAGGGCCUGGAGUGCACUCUGGAUUAUUACUCCUACAAUGACACCACCAACACAUCUUGCGUGAACUGGAACCAGUACUACACCAACUGCUCUGCUGGGGAGCACAACCCCUUCAAGGGAGCCAUCAACUUUGAUAACAUCGGCUACGCCUGGAUUGCGAUAUUUCAGGUCAUCACGUUGGAAGGCUGGGUGGACAUCAUGUACUUUGUCAUGGAUGCACACUCCUUCUACAACUUCAUCUACUUCAUCCUCCUGAUCAUUGUGGGCUCGUUCUUCAUGAUCAACCUGUGCCUGGUGGUGAUAGCGACGCAGUUCUCUGAGACGAAGCAGCGUGAGAGCCAGCUGAUGAAGGAGCAGCGCGUGCGCUACCUGUCCAACGCCAGCACCCUUGCCAGUUUCUCAGAGCCAGGAAGCUGCUAUGAUGAGCUCCUCAAGUACCUGGUUUACAUUGCCCGGAAGGGCAGCAAGCAGCUGGUGAAGGCCUACAGGGCAGCAGGCGUGAGGAUGGGCUUCCUCAGCAGCCCCACGAGCAAGGCGAGGGCCGAGCAGCAUGCCAGGAAGCGCCGGAGCAGGAAGAGAUCCUCCGUGCACCACCUCAUCCACCACCACCAUCACCACCACCACCACUACCACCUGGGCAACGGGAACCUGCGAGCGCCCCGCGCCAGCCCGGAGAUCAGCGAUGUGGAGACCAGCUCACUCCACAACGGCACCAACCGCCUGAUGGUCCCUCCCUCAGCACCCAAUUCCCUGGGGGCCCCCAGCGCCUCUCCCAGCAACACCGAGUCUGUGCACAGCAUCUACCAUGCCGACUGUCACUUUGAGCCGGUGCGCUGCCGGUCAUCCCUGACACAGCCCAGCCUCGGUUUGCCAAGCCCAGAAGGGAUCCCCAAGAACGUGGUGGGCAGCAAGGUGUACCCCACAGUGCACUCCAGCACCUCCCAUGAGAUGCUGAAAGAGAAGAACUUGGCGGAGGCGGCGGUGGGUGCUGGGAGCAGCACUUUGACGAACCUCAACAUCCCACCCGGGCCAUACAGCACCAUGCACAAGCUGCUGGAGACACAGAGCGCAGGGUUCUUCUCAGUCCAUGUUACAGAGAAAGGUGAUGGCUUUCCAGGUCCCUGCCAAAGCUCCUGCAAGAUCUCCAGCCCCUGCAGCAAACUGGAUGGAGGCUCCUGCAGCCCCGAGAGCUGCCCCUACUGCCUGGCGGCGCUGGGCGAGGCCGAGCUGUCCGACAACGACACGGCCGACUCCGACAGCGACGGCGUCUACGAGUUCACGCAGGAUGCGCACUACAGCGACCAGCGAGACCCACAGCGGGGCAGAGCCCGGGCUGGGAGGGCCCACCUGGUGCUGGCCUUCUGGCACGUGGUGUGCGAGACUUUCCAGAAGAUAGUGGACAGCAAAUAUUUCGGCCGUGGGAUCAUGGUGGCCAUUCUCAUUAACACACUCAGCAUGGGGAUCGAAUACCACGAGCAGCCGGAGGAACUUACCAAUGCCCUGGAGAUCAGCAACAUUGUCUUCACAAGCCUCUUUGCCCUGGAGAUGCUGUUGAAAGUCCUUGUUUAUGGUCCUUUUGGCUACAUUAAGAAUCCAUACAACAUCUUUGAUGGGAUCAUUGUGGUGAUUAGCGUGUGGGAGAUCGUGGGCCAGCAGGGCGGGGGGCUCUCGGUCCUGCGCACCUUCCGCCUCAUGCGCGUGUUGAAGCUCGUCCGCUUCAUGCCGGCGCUGCAACGCCAGCUCGUCGUCCUCAUGAAGACCAUGGACAAUGUGGCCACCUUCUGCAUGCUGCUGAUGCUCUUCAUCUUCAUCUUUAGCAUCCUGGGCAUGCACCUCUUUGGCUGCAAGUUCGCUUCAGAGCGGGACGGCGACACUCUGCCUGACAGGAAGAACUUUGACUCCUUGCUCUGGGCCAUCGUCACUGUUUUCCAGAUUUUGACGCAGGAAGACUGGAACAAGGUCCUUUACAAUGGCAUGGCCUCCACCUCAUCCUGGGCUGCUCUCUACUUCAUCGCUCUCAUGACAUUUGGGAAUUAUGUUCUCUUUAAUCUGCUGGUGGCCAUCCUGGUAGAGGGUUUCCAGACAGAGGAGAUGUCCAAGCGAGAAGAAGCGAGUGGGCAGUUAAGCUGUAUUCAGCUGCCUGUCGACUCGUCGGGGAAAGGCAAACUGGGAGUGCAAGAACAGGGUGAUGCUUCCAAGUCUGAUUCCGAGGGGGAUCUCUUCCCCCACAGCCUGGAAGAGGAGGGAGAACCUAAGAAAAACUUGUCAAAUCCAGCCUUGAUGGCCCUGAGCGAGCACCCGGAGCUGAAGAAGAGCCUGACCCCGCCGCUCAUCAUCCACACGGCCGCCACGCCGAUGCCCAUGCCCAAGAGCGCCGUGUUCGGGGACGCGGCUCAGGGCUUCGAGUCCCGCCGGGCCAGCGGCGUCUCCACGGACCCCGGUGCCGCCCAUGAGCUCAAGUCCCCGCCCAGCGCCCGCAGCUCCCCGCACAGCCCCUGGCGGGCCGGCAGCGCCUGGAACAGCCGCCGCUCCAGCUGGAACAGCCUCGGCCGCGCCCCCAGCCUCAAGCGCCGGGCGCAGAGCGGCGAGCGCCGCUCCCUCCUGUCCGGGGAGGGCAAGGAGAGCUCCGAGGAAGGCGACAGCUCGGAUGAGGAGCGCUCCAGCCGGGCCGGCAGCUUCAAUGGCUCUUUGCCGCACCGCAUGGAGUCGCUGGAAACGAAAGGGUCCUUUGACCUCCAGGAUACUCUGCAGGUGCCUUCCCUGUAUCGGACCGGCAGCAUGCACAGCACCAGAACGUCUGUCUCUGAGCACCAGGACUGCAAUGGGAGGACAUCUCCGGGGCUGCUGCUGCAGCAGCUCCACCUGGAUGAGCCCCACCAGGAUGGUGAUGAGGGCGAUGAUGAAGGUAGCAUGAGCAAAAGGGACCGCAUGAAGGCCUGGCUGCGGGCACGGCUCCCCACCUGCUGCAAGGAGAGGGACUCCUGGUCCAUCUACAUCUUCGCCCCUCACUCCAGAUUCCGUCUGAUGUGCAAUAAAAUCAUCACUCACAAGAUGUUCGAUCACGUCGUCUUGGUGAUCAUUUUCCUGAACUGCAUUACCAUUGCCAUGGAACGACCCAAAAUUGAGCCUCACAGCGCUGAACGGAUUUUCCUAACACUCUCCAACUACAUCUUUACAGUCAUCUUCCUGACUGAGAUGACAGUUAAGGUGGUGGCACUAGGCUUGUGCUUUGGGGAGAAAGCCUACUUGAAGAGCAGCUGGAAUGUGCUGGAUGGGGUGCUGGUGCUCAUCUCCGUCAUCGACAUCCUGGUCUCGAUGGUGUCAGACAGCGGCACGAAAAUCCUGGGCAUGCUGCGGGUCCUGAGGCUGCUGAGGACGCUGCGGCCCUUGAGAGUCAUUAGUCGAGCCCAAGGACUGAAGCUGGUCGUGGAAACUCUCAUGUCAUCGUUGAAACCCAUUGGGAACAUUGUGGUCAUCUGCUGUGCCUUUUUCAUAAUCUUUGGGAUCUUGGGAGUUCAGCUUUUCAAAGGCAAGUUUUUUGUGUGCCAGGGGGAGGACACCAGAAACAUCACAAAUAAAUCGGAUUGUACAGAAGCAAGCUACAAAUGGGUCCGGCACAAGUAUAAUUUUGAUAAUCUUGGCCAGGCCCUGAUGUCUCUGUUUGUCCUGGCCUCCAAGGACGGGUGGGUGGAUAUCAUGUACGAUGGCUUGGACGCUGUGGGAGUCGACCAGCAGCCAGUCAUGAACUACAAUCCAUGGAUGCUCCUCUACUUCAUUUCCUUCUUGCUGAUUGUGGCCUUCUUCGUCCUCAACAUGUUUGUGGGGGUGGUGGUGGAGAAUUUCCACAAGUGUCGGCAGCACCAGGAGGAGGAAGAAGCCAAGAGGCGGGAGGAAAAAAGGCUCCGGCGGCUGGAGAAAAAGAGAAGGAGUAAGGAGAAACAGAUGGCUGAUCUAAUGCUGGAUGAUGCAUUAAUGGAGAGCUCAGCCAGCGCAGUGCAAGAAGCUCAGUGUAAGCCCUACUACUCGGAUUACUCCCGUUUCCGCCUCCUGAUCCACCAGAUGUGCACCAGCCACUACCUGGACCUGUUCAUCACCGGCGUCAUCGGCCUCAACGUCAUCACCAUGGCCAUGGAGCACUACCAGCAGCCCAAGGUUCUUGAUGAAGCCCUGAAGAUUUGCAAUUACAUCUUCACCGUUAUCUUUGUCAUGGAAUCUGUUUUCAAGCUUAUUGCCUUUGGAUUUCGCCGCUUCUUCCAAGACAGAUGGAACCAAUUAGAUCUGGCAAUUGUGCUACUGUCUAUCAUGGGCAUCACUUUGGAAGAGAUCGAGGUGAAUGCUUCACUACCAAUUAACCCCACGAUUAUCCGGAUCAUGAGGGUUCUCAGAAUCGCUCGAGUGCUGAAGUUGCUGAAGAUGGCUGUGGGGAUGAGGGCCCUUCUGGACACCGUGAUGCAAGCGCUGCCACAGGUGGGAAAUCUGGGCCUUCUCUUCAUGUUGUUGUUUUUCAUAUUUGCAGCUCUUGGAGUGGAGCUGUUUGGAGACCUUGAGUGUGAUGACACACACCCCUGCGAGGGGCUGGGACGGCAUGCCACAUUCAGGAACUUUGGGAUGGCCUUCCUGACCCUAUUCCGAGUAUCCACAGGAGACAACUGGAAUGGGAUAAUGAAGGACACACUGCGUGACUGUGACCAGGAGUCCACCUGUUACAACACCGUCAUUUCCCCCAUCUACUUCGUCUCCUUUGUGCUGACAGCCCAGUUUGUCCUGGUGAAUGUGGUGAUUGCGGUGCUCAUGAAGCACUUGGAGGAGAGCAACAAGGAGGCAAAGGAGGAGGCAGAGCUUGAAGCAGAACUGGAGAUGGAGAUGAAGACCAUCAGCACUGGCCAGCACAGCCCCUCCAACAUCUUUGCGUGGACAGGCACCACCAGUGGAGAGAGACCAGAGAACCCCAGCGGAUUUACCAAUCCCAUGCAAAUCAAGAUGGAUUCUCAGCUCUCACUCGCUUAUCAUACGGAAAGGCACUUGUUUGAUACCAUAUCACUGCUGAUCCAGGAAUCUCUGGAAGGAGAGCUGAAGCUGAUGGACAACCUGUCAGGCUCUGUGUGCCAUCAUUAUGCCCUCCCAGCUCCCGAAUAUUACAACUCUGAGAACCAGAUCCCUCUAGCUGAGAUGGAGGCUCUGUCUCUGACGUCAGAUAUUCUCUCUGAAAAGUCCUGGUCCUUAGCUCUGACGGAUGACUCUUUUCCUGAUGACAUUAACACACACUUACUUAAUGCUCUGGAAAGCAAUGCCGCUCUCGGCUCCAGGGACGCCGCGCUGACGCUGUCGCCCAGCAAGGACCUGCUGAGCGUGAGGAAGCCCUCGGUGGGACGCACGCACUCCCUGCCCAACGACAGCUACAUGUUCCAGCCGCCCUACUCCAGCCCCGGCCCGGCCUCGCUGGGCACCAGGAAGCCAGCACACCACAAGUCCCAGUCAGGUUCGAAGGCAUCGGUGCAGUCGCAGCCGGCAGACACCAGCUCCCUCCUGCAAAUCCCAAAGGAACAUUUCCACCACGUGAGAGCUCACGAGCACCUGGUGGGGGAGAGCAAGCCCCGGGUCUCCCAGCAGGCACACUCCCCUUCUGCUGAAAGGCUGCUCCGCAGACAGAUGGCUAUAAGGAAUGACUCUCUGGAUAGCAAGGAGAAUCUCCACACCGAGGUGAGUGAACUCUCUGACCCAAAUGCUCCCACUGUGCCCAAGGAGGAGUCACCAGUGGCUCUGAUGCCCUCAGAAGUGAAUGAGUUGGCUGCCUGGAGUCGGGCGAGCGUCCAUACGCAGCAGCAUUCCCACAAUCAGUAUAAUAUUUCAAAGCAGGCACCAGCAUCCUGUGCUUGUGCAGACUCGUAUCAGGAGACCCCUGAAGAUUCAGUGGACCAAGAAGUAUCUGAAAUAAACAGCUCCUUGGAGCCUUUCACUUCAGAAACUUGCACAGUCUCGAGUGCCUGUUUGGAGGGUCAGCCUCUCACACCUAAGAGGAACGUGGGCAAUACUGGCAACGUGAUACUGAAGGACCUGAAGAAAUACCACAGCGUAGACACCCAGGGUCUGCUAAAAAAACCGCCCUCUUGGUUAGAUGAUCAAAGGAGACAUUCAAUAGAGAUUUGUUCCAUAGAAAACAGCCCUCAGCACCAUUCCACGUCCAGCUCUUCUGGCUUUAUAAGUCAGGUGGUCAGUGAAAUGGAAUGCUUGCAAGGUACGCGGCAGAAGAAGAAACUGAGCCCUCCUUGUAUAUCCAUAGAUCCACCUGAUGGGCAGAGUUUGGUACCUAGGGGACCCCACAGCAUCUCACCUGCCAGUGGAGACGUUUGCUUGAGGAGGCGUGCUCCAUCCUGUGAGUCCAAGGAUUCAGUGGAUAUAGGGGAUUCACUGCUUCCAGACAGUAUGUCAGCAUCUCCUACCCCAAAGAAAGACUUGUUGACACUUCCUAGCUUUUCCUUUGAUCAAACGGAAAUGGACCCCUGAGUUACUUUUCUGUUGGUGCCAAAUGUCUUCUUCUUCCUUUCAUGUAAUAGAAAAAAAAUCUUAAAAACUCUGUACUCCAAAAUGGCACUGGGUAAAAAAUUUCCAAAGAAAGAUUAAAGAACCAGCUGGUUAAAAGAGUGGUUAACCUAUAUCACGCUUACUUAAGCAUAUGUUCUGCUUAGGUAAAAGCAAUACAAUGUGCAGAAUCUAUAUGUAUAUUAUAUUUUAUUAAAUUAAUUGAAUCUAGUAUCAUGGGAUGUAGUACAUUUUGUGACUAAAGACUCAUUUAAUUUUCUUCUAUUUUAUGUAUCUCGGAAUAUUUCUGAGAUAAAGUUGGUUUUUACGAAUAUUUUAACCUAAAAAGUAUAUAUUUAUUCCCUUCUCUUUUUGUUUUGUUCUGUUUGGGUUUCAUUUUGUUUUGCAAAGCACACAAUGUAGCCAAUUAGUGCAUUACAGAGGAAAUGUAUCCCACAGUCAGCAGUAAAUAAGGAUUAUUUAAUGUAAUAUAUUUUUCCCCUUGAACUUCAAUGAUAUUCUGGGAAAACAAUUGUUUGUGUAGUACAGAAAAGCAGUUGCAAUUUUUUAACAAAAUAUUCCAAUCUUGCAUUAAAUUGACGUUCAGAGUAUGAAAGCAAGUGCUCAGACCCAGGAAGGUCCAACAUGCUGAUGUCUGAAGAUGGUGAAGGCAGAGCCAUCUCACAAUACAAGAUAUUGAAUUAUGAAAGGAUCAUAGUGGAUGUUAUAGAUCAUCCACUGGCAACUCAAAAAAUCAUGUCAAUGGUUACUUUUCAUGCAUUCCUAGGAACAGACAACAGAGGGCUGUGGUCACUUCCAAGAUGUUUUUGCAGUGUCUCCAGGAUGGAUUUUUAUUUUGCUGAGUUUUAGACCUCCCUCAUCCCUCUGUUUUCAGUGGAGCUCCUCCUCUCUGCACUCUGUGGAAAGGAGAGUGAGAUCACGUUUAAGACUUGCAGUGGGUGAAAUCAGGGCAGACAUGGAACAACAAUAGGCUUCAGCACAUGUCCAAAGUUAAGCUCUUGCCUAGAAUGCCUGGAGGUUGAUCACAUUAAAGUAAUUCCUGAAAAUUAAAAUCAUAUGCUCAUGUUCUACUGAAUCAAGGCACUUCUGCAAGUUAUUUUACAGAAAGUCUGUGGGUACUGAAAUGACUGCUGGUUUUCAGUAAAAUAGCCAGGUAUUUUGCUGUCACUGCUAGAGUUAAUUUACAUGACCCCAACUGCAAUUUUAUUUCCAAUCCAUCAAUAGCCUUAAGCAGCAACAGGAUGAUACAAAGUGGAUAAACCCAGAAUUCAUGUCCUUACUUUAUAACAUCAAUCAUCUCAAAAAUUACCUGUUUACUCCUGUGCUAAUGUCCUCUACCAAAAGCAAUCUGUAAAACUGGACAGCACAGCCUGAAAACCACUCGAGGUUGGCCCCAUUCGACACCUCAUGACUGAUGGAAGCCAGACAUUAACUCCACUCCACUUCCAUGAAAUCACAUUAAGAUGUAAGCUAAAUUAGACUGCAGGCAUGCUUUGAAGUGUGCCAAUAGUCAGAGGCUUGAAACCAAGUCCACAGAUCAUGCCAGCAGAGGCAGGAGGAGGAUUUGUGCUAAUUCUGUCAGUCGGGAGUCCGUAAAUUUUGACAACUACCAAUCUUUGCAAAUCACUACAACAUGCUGAUGUACAGCCUUUUAUCCAUUCAGAAAUUAGGCUGCUUCCACCACGUGUAUCUACAUUAGCUUGGAGUGUACACACAAGGAGAAGAUGCAGUUCAUACCCCACGGCCUAUGAGAGGCCCUAGGCCCCUUCAUUUUCACUUGAGGAUGUUUACUCCAUAAACAAUCCCUACUGAUUUACAUGUCCACAAGAAAUGUAAGGGCUUUCAGCAGGAAGUCAGGCAAUCAGUGUAUUUGAAGUAGGAGGAUUAACAUUCUCUACUAUUUAGUGCAGUUAGAUUAAUUCUUGGCUGGGACAUUUUUCCCCUCUUCACCACAGGCCCAUACAGAGCCCACUCUCUUUGAUAUGCCAGCCCAAAUCCAGAGUUAAGCCUGUCUAAAGCAAUGAUUUCAAACAAACCUUUCAUCAGUUCUUCCCCUAGAUCAUAUUUAAGGAAAUAAUAAAAUUACAGUGCAUUAAGCCUGAGAAAUAUUCUUAAUCCCUUUUUGGUUUUACACCCAAUAAUGAGCCCUAGCUUUUCCUUUUACAUGUGCUAAAUAGCUUGGGAAACUAGCUAGGCCACUAAAAUUGCCAUCCCUGGUACCUCAAUGAUUAGGAUUGUGUUCACAUAGCUGGAAUGAUACUACUUUUCAGAUCCUUCCUUACAAAAAAACCCACUGAACAUUUUAGCUUGAAAUCAUGGCACAAAACAGUGAUGUGACAUCAAUCCAAAUGUUCAACUCCAAAUGUAACAGAAAGCCUAAAGGCUCUUCUAUUUUAAUGCUUGGGGUUUUGCCUACUGACAAGGUUUGUGGAAGUAGGAAAAAAGUUUACAUCAUACAUUAAUAUUCAGUAAAGACUAGCAAAUAAAAGAUACUCUAUGAUGAUGCUUUCAGGAAAAGAAUUACAUGUAAAAUAGAUUGUUUUCUAAACCAGAUAAGUUUUUUCUAGAUGCCCUUUUGAAAGACAAAUACAAAUGUACUGCAGCACAUGCAAUAAUACUCAAAUCAUUUUAAAUACCUUCGGGAGGGUUUUAUAGAAUUUGACUUUUUUAAACAAAAUGUACAAAAUCCACAGGAAUUCUGUAGAAUGGUUAUGUUGAUAGAAUUUUUUAUAUUUUUGUAGAAAUCUAUAGAGAAAUUGUUAAAAGUCUGCGCUGCAUCUUGGCAACAGAAGCAGCUCUUAUCUUCGAGUUUCUUUUCAUAACCCUGGAGCCAGGCCUGCUCUGUUCAACGCGCGGAGCGUGGUUUCACGGCCUGCAUCCAGGCUGUGUUCGGGAGUCAGCAGCUGAGCUGAAGUUCCACGAUACUGCAGUGCUAUUUACUGUCCCAGACCUGUACCCACACAAAACACACCCCCCUCUCCCCCCAAAGCUCAGCCCUGCCCAUGGUGAAGUAGUUGCAUGGCUCUCCAGCUCAUUCAAGCACACCAGCACUUUACUACUGUAGAUUUACUGUAUGCAGAUGGGAGGAGGAUAUUUUGUUAUUGCCAAUCUGACACAAUGGGGGGAAAGAGACUGCAGACGUGUCUGGAAAAACGUAAAUUCUGUUCUUGCAGCCCCUAGCACAUAGAAGUGAUUUUUCCAAACUUGGUUAGAGGUUUGUACUGUAGAUAUUUUUGGAGGAUGACAAAGAACACUGUUUUUGACUUCUGUGGAUUGCACUCAGCACUAGGUGUAUUCAAGGAGAAAAUAAAAAACAAGAAAAAAAAAAAAAAACCACCAAAAGCAUUACCACUGUAAAUUAGGCUAUGCCCAGUCUCCCCUUUUCUGCCCCUUUGGCUAUAAUAACCCAUGUACACUAUUACACAAGGUGAGUAGAGUAGGUGCAGUACCAUAGCAAUGUCCAUAACAACCUAGUAUAUAUGACAGAACUUUGUAUUUAAUAGUUAAUAUAUUGUUAUACUGUAUCAGGUAUAUGGGCCAAAACAAAGUCUUUUGGUCGGGGCAACAAAAGGUGGUACUCAUGGGGAAAAUUUGAUUUGGAUUUGAAAAUUGGAAAAAGGAUAUGAGCUUUUUUUUU